Messenger RNA from Frankliniella occidentalis (western flower thrips), 1952 nucleotides. Its product is annotated as ankyrin repeat family A protein 2. The coding region runs from base 163 to 1023 and encodes 286 amino acids. NCBI's taxonomy places the organism in Eukaryota, Metazoa, Arthropoda, Insecta, Thysanoptera, Thripidae. The record is from RefSeq and is a predicted model, not a curated record. Gene Ontology annotation, molecular function: protein binding. The transcript is spliced from 7 exons.
GUAUGUUUUUCCAGCAUUGUUGAACUUGUAAAUCGAGAAAGGGGAUUCUUCUGCUAACAGCUGAAGUAAACAGUGUCAGAAUCAGAAAUAUUUAUAUUUAUUUCACGUGUUAAAGUGUUUUUGGAAAUGAAUUACAAAUGACUGAUCUCUUAUAACGUAUUGAUGAAUAAUCCAUCAUUACAUAACACUAUGGAUGAUGAAGAUGAUUCCUCAAAUGAGGUCGAUUUAACCAUCAGUGCCAUAGGUUGUCAACCAACAAGACGACACUCAGUGCCCAGUACUUCAAAGGUAGUACCGAAGUCAGAACCGCUAUGCGAUAGAGACUAUGGAGCGCUGGUGGACGUCAAGCCCCGACCUCUUCCCGCUCUUCGGCCUGAGUUUCAUGAUAUCAAAAACAUUCAAAGUUCACCUGCUAUUAGCUGGUCUGGCACUAAUUGGCAAGAUGGAUCAAGGAAGAGUGCAUUUCAGCCAUACAGACCUUCAACACUCUUGACCAAUUUACAAAGAGGUAAUACUCAAACUCAGACCCCUGUCAUUGAGAAAGAAGAAGUCAGCCUUCAUGAAAGAGCUGGCCAGGGAGAGAUAACUGAAGCCGAGCUAGAGCAAGAAAGCAAGACUGAUUCUCCUGAUGAAAAUGGCCUCACACCACUCAUGUGGGCAGCAGCCUAUGGUCAGCUUUCAACUGUGCAGUUAUUUCUAAAGCAUGGAGCACAAAUCGAUAAACUUGGCCCUGAAGGAGAAACACCUUUACUUUUAGCCGCAGCUGCAGGCCACCAUGAUGUUGUUCGAUUACUUCUUAAUGAGGGUGCAGCAGUGAAUCAUGCAGAUGAUAUUGGGAACACUGCAAUAAUGUAUGCUGCCCACGGGGACCAUCCUCACUGUGUAAAUGAGUUACUCCUUCAAGGAGCAGAUUUCUCAGCAACAAAUGAGAACGGGGACACAGCAUAUACCAUGGUGGUGCGAAGUAACAGUCAUCUUGCUCAAGUUGUACUAGAAAAUCACCUAUUGACAUUAUUGACAUGAUGAAAAGAUACAAAUGUGAUAUGGAGAUAGAAUUAGGAAAUGACCAAUGAUGGUUUCGUCAUCUCAUCAAAUUUGCAUUUAGAAUAAUAUUUAAAUCAAAUUCUUUAAUAGAAUUCUAUUGUUACAAAAACUUGAUUUGCUGGCUGUGGUUAAUUCAUAGAACCAUUGAAUGAAUGUAUUUUUGAUCUGGUCUAAUUUGAAUCCAUGGCAUGCUUGAUAGAAGAGCUGAGAUUAGGUACUUUGCAACUAAGAGGGGACUUUUGUCUUUACACUGCAUACAUUGCUUUGCAUUCUUUGAACAAUACACAGGUGUAUGUAUACCUGCCUUGAUACCGACAAAUGAGUGUCCCGAAUAUUUGGAUAGUGCUGGAAAUGUUACAAUUUUUAUUAAGAAAGAUAACUGCAUGAUGACAGUUCUGAAAACUUACAAUAAUGUUACAUACAAAUUUCUUUGUAUUUAAAGAUGUACCAGCUCACAUGGGAUGUUGUUUUGAAAGCAAAUUGUGUAGAUUCAGCUGUGACGUGGGAAAUUGUUUUUUCUGAUUUGAAUUCAGGUUGUGAUGUUCUUAUUUUGUACCAAAAACACACCUUGCCUCUAUUAGUCUUUGCUCAUGAGCUGUUCCACAUUUCACAUAGGUAAUUUAAAAAAAAUAUGCAAAAAGUUGUGAGGGUGUGGGUUAAUAACCCACAAAAUAUCAGUUGUGAAAUUUUAAAUCAGAUUUUACCUACAGAAAACAUUAUGUAAUGUGACCCAAUUAUGUUUUAUCUUGUUUGAAAUGCGUCAAAAAACUCUUUUUAAUAAGUCAAUAAUAACUGAGUUUGAUGGUAUUUUUACUUUAGAGGUAUUUUAUUGUUAAUGUAAGUGUUACUAUUUGUUUAUUUCGUUUAUAUUGUUGCUACUGAAUAUAUAUCUGAACUUCGUCAUGACA